Striga hermonthica is the source of this 260-nucleotide messenger RNA. NCBI's taxonomy places the organism in Eukaryota, Viridiplantae, Streptophyta, Magnoliopsida, Lamiales, Orobanchaceae. The record is from the annotation of a GenBank genome assembly.
CUCCGCGGCCGCAACUAUUCCCGAGGUGGCGAUAUUUUUCCGCAGAAGGUUGGGCUCUGGCAAUUUUUUGUUCGCCAUGGCCGCGGUGAAGAAAGGGGUCGCGGCCGCGGCGAAGAAAACUGGGCUGCACUGCACGACUUUACGAUUUUUGCUUGUUCGGGUUCGUUUGAACUCAGAAUUGAGUUCCGUUCUUUUCUACGCGUCGCUAACGAACCCCUCUAUCUACUAUGCAAACCCAUCAAAUAUUUUCUUGAAAACCU